Sphenostylis stenocarpa is the source of this 2061-nucleotide messenger RNA. The record is from the annotation of a GenBank genome assembly. Lineage: Eukaryota; Viridiplantae; Streptophyta; Magnoliopsida; Fabales; Fabaceae.
AUGUCGCAUUCGUCCGGCGUCGACGCCGCCUUCGCCGAUCGCUUCCGCCACGCGCUCAGCUGCAACAACGACACCAGCAACAUUAACAAGCCCGACUUCCGAGAACUCGAUCUGGGCUCCCCGGUCUCGCCAUUGCGCACCACGCGCGCCCCCGCCGCGAGUACCAGCUCAAGCUCAUCUGGGUCCUUCUCGGGUCGAACCGGGCCCAACCCGGUUCCCCGAAAGCCCGAAUCUUCACACACCAAUAGUAACACAAAUAACAACAGCAACAACAACAACUCCGGCGAGCUUUCUGGUUCGAGUGAGAACAGCCCCACCGCGCGUGGGUUCAAACCGGGUCACACGAGAUCCGACUCCGGAUCUGCGCCGGCGCCGCUGAUAUAUUCUGGCCAGACUGCCACUUCUCCGGCGAUGAAUGUUCUCCCCACCGGGAACAUCUGCCCCUCCGGGAAGAUCUUGAAGACGGGGAUGGGGAUGGUGGCGAAUCGGAGUAGUAGAAGCGAUGUUUUGGGGUCCGGCAUGGGGAACUACGGCCACGGGAGCAUAAUGCGCGGCAGUGGGAAGGCGGAGCCGGUGAUCUCUCGCGGUGGCGGCGGCAAUGAGACAGUGAAGAGAGGUGGGCACGUGCAGAGUGUGGAUCCGGAGGAGUUGAAGAGAUUGGGGAAUGAGUUUUAUAAAAGAGGGAACUUUGCUGAUGCGUUGAGUCUUUAUGAUCGCGCGAUUGCGAUAUCGCCGGCUAGUGUCGCUUACCGGAGCAACCGCGCGGCGGCGCUGACCGGGCUCGGACGGUUGGGUGAGGCUGUGAGGGAAUGUGAGGAGGCUGUGAGGUUGGACCCUAAUUAUGGAAGGGCUCAUCAGCGUUUGGCUUCUCUUUUCCUCAGGUUAGGACAAGUUGAUAAUGCUAGGAAGCACCUUGGUUACCAUGGGAUGCAGCCAGAUCCAUCUGAGACGCAGAGGUUGCAAGUGGUGGAAAAACAUAUCAGCAAAUGUGGGGAUGUACGGAGAAUAGGGGAUUGGAAGAGUGUUCUCAGGGAGGUUGAUGCUGCUGUUUCUGCUGGAGCGGAUUCUUCACCUCAGCUCUUUAUGUGUAGAGCAGAAGCGUUUUUGAAGCUCCACCAGAUUGAUGAUGCAGAAUCAGUUUUGUUGCAUAUUCCUAAAUCAGAGUUGCACACUAGUUCCUCUUCUCAGGCAAGAUUUUUUGGGAUGCUUUCUGAGGCCUAUUCCUAUUUUGUCAGAGCACAGAUUGAGAUGGCAUUGGGAAGGUUCGAGAAUGCAGUUACAGCUGCUGAGAAAGGCAGUCAGAUUGAUCCUCGGAAUGUUGAAGCUGCUGUUUUGCUCAACAAUGUGAGGAUGGUGGCAAGGGCCCGAGUGCGCGGAAAUGAUCUUUUUAAAUCUGAAAGGUACACUGAAGCUUGCUCUGCGUAUGGGGAAGGUUUGAGACUGGACCCUUCGAAUUCUGUUCUAUAUUGCAACAGAGCAGCUUGUUGGUUUAAGCUUGGGCAAUGGGAAAGAUCAAUUGAAGACUCCAACCAAGCUUUACAUAUCCAACCAAAUUACACCAAGGCCCUUCUUCGAAGGGCUGCAUCAAACAGCAAGCUAGAGAGGUGGGAGGAAGCCGUCAAAGACUAUGAGGUCUUGCGGAGAGAACUUCCAAAUGAUAAUGAAGUUGCUGAAUCGCUUUUCCAUGCACAAGUUGCCCUAAAGAAAUCACGCGGUGAAGAAGUAUAUAAUUUAAAAUUUGGUGGCGAAGUGGAAGAAGUAUCAGGUCUUGAGCAGUUUAGAGCUGCAAUAUCUUUACCAGGUGUAUCUGUUGUCCAUUUUGAAGUUGCAUCUAACUCACAAUGCAAACAUAUAUCACCAUUUGUGGACACACUAUGUGGUCGAUAUCCAUCUAUUAACUUCCUCAAGGUGGAUAUUCAAGAAAACCCAACAGUUGCAACUGCAGAGAACGUUAGGAUUGUACCAACCUUCAAGAUAUACAAAAAUGGCAGCCGAGUGAAGGAAAUUGUAUGCCCUAGUCGUGACAUGUUGGAACACUCUGUGAGGCAUUACAGCUUUUAG